GAUCUAAUUGACGUUUCUUCGACCUAGUAUAAAAGGAAAAAUGGGAGAGACGUUCGACCCGCGACCCCUCAAUGGCGACACUCACCCCGUGGUCUCUCCAAGUCCCGACCUACGACCUGCGACUUGAGAGGAAUCUCACCAGAGUCCGCCGUCGGUGACCUGCGACUGUUUGCAACUGAUAACCUCUCUCAAGACCAUUGUUUGUACCUCUCAUCAACAACCACAUCCCUCACUUCCAGUUCUAUAACCACCACAGCUGCGACCAAUUCUGGGCAACGAGAAUGCUUAUCCUUCUACGAUCGUCUUCUUCAGUCCAGUCGUUGCUUGGAUUCGCUCAAGUAGAUUCACGCUUCCCUAUCCACCACCAGUUUCAUCUGGGAAAACCCCCAUUUGAGUGCCCAGAUCAUCAUCAAAUACUCUCUAUUUGAUGACCUGGGAAGUGGCCGAUUUUUGUUCAAUGAGAUUUCUGGAACAAAAUCAUUCCUAUUGAACACCAUGAUCCGAGCCUAUGCCAAUGGCGGCCAUUUCACGGAAGCCCUCGAACUCUAUUCACUUAUGCACAAAAUGGGUAUCGUACGCAACAACUAUACGUUCCCCUUUGUUCUGAAGUCAUGCGCCUCAAAAUCACUCUCUCGAGGGUCGAUUGAUUCAUGUCGAUGCCAUUAGGACUGGGUUUGAGUCGGAUUUAUUUUUCAAAGCUGCUCUGGUGGAUAUGUAUGCUAAAUGUGGUGAAACGGAUGAUGGACGUAGAGUGUUUGAUACAAUGUCGAAUAGGGACCUUGUCUACUGGACUGCCAUGAUAACGGCUUAUGAACAAUCGGAGCAUCCCAAAGAAUCGUUAAUUUUGUUUCGAGAGAUACAGGAAGAGGGUCUUUCCCCGGAUUCAGUCACAAUGGUUUAUGGAGUGAAUCCCAACCCAGUUACUUUAUCAAUUGCAGUCUCUGCCUGUGCUUACAUUGGGUCUCUUCGCCUUGGAAGGAAGCUCCAUGGUUUCAUCAUCAAUAUCAGAAUGGUCAUUGAUACAACAUUGUGGAAUGCCAUAAUUGAUAUGUAUGCAAAGUGUGGACACUUGGACUCUGCCGUUCACAUGUUUAAUAACAGUUCCUCAAGCCAAAAAAAUGUUAGUUCCUGGAAUUCGAUGAUUGCAGGGUAUGGCAUGCAUGGGUAUGGUAAAGAAGCACUUGAGCUCUACUCACAAAUGAUAGAGGAAGGUUUUCUACCAAACCACAUCACUUUCACAUCUAUUCUCUCUGCCUGUAGUCAUGCAGGCCUUGUUAAUGAGGGUAGGAAAUGUUUUGAAGACAUGAAAAUGCUUUCUGUGACCCCUGAGGUGAAACAUUAUGCGUGCAUGGUUGAUAUGCUUGGGAGAGCUGGACUCUUGCAAGAAGCUCUUGGUCUGAUAAAGGAAAUGCCAUUGGAGCCAAAUGAUGGGGUGUGGGGAGCUUUGCUUUUGGCUUGUAGAAUCCGUGGGAACACCGAGUUGGGGGAACUUGCAGCUAAGAAUCUGUUCGAUCUUGAACCAGACCAUUCUGGAUACUAUGUACUGAUGUUGAAUAUAUAUGCAGCAUCAUGCAAAUGGCAAGAAGUUGGGAAGCUGAGACAAGAUCAGUCUCAUCCACAAAUUUGGGAGGUGAACAGAAAAGUAGAGGAUUUGAUGGUAGAGAUGAAAAUGGUGGGUUAUGUGUCAGACCUAUCAUGUGUUCUCCACGAUGUAGAAGAGGAAGACAAGGAACAUAUCCUCAACUACCACAGUGAAAAGCUUGUUGUUGCUUUUGGAAUUAUGCACAUCAACCCUGGAAUGCCUAUACAAGUCACUAAGAACCUCAGGGUCUGCAAUGAUUGCCAUUCCACAUUCAAAUUCAUCUCACUUGCUUAUCAGAGGAAGAUUAUUGUUAGAGAUACAAAUCGAUUCCAUCACUUUGAAACUGGGCCAUGCUCAUGCAAGGAUUAUUGGUGAGCUGUAUCAAGUCAUAGGUUGGCUUUGACAUCUCACAAUGUUGUGAGAUUUCUUUUCAGGCAAGAACUUAUCUCACACAUGAUUAAACAGUCUUGUAGCCCUUGUCGGUUGAGGGUUACCUCCCAAUUGAGUAGGUUGGUCCUUCAAAGUACUCCUAUCAGAAUUGAAAAAAGAAAUCACCAAAGAUGUUACUGUCCUAUGCCAUGGAGUAUGGCAAGUUGCCUUUAAUCUGGAGGGGAUUGAUGAGAACACCAAUGUCAUUCGAGUUCGGCACUAGCAUAGUUGCAAAUCGGAAACUGUUGUGUGACUACUUGCUUAAUGUCAUUCUUUAGGCUCAUGUUGAGGAUGUACCAAACAUUUGGGUGGUCAAGAGAAGCAAAAAAUACAUUAACUUGCUGGUCUGGCUGUUACACCAGGAAUUUAUACCUCUAGUUUCUUGAUCCUGCUUUUGGUUAGGCUCUAUUUAUAUUGGCAUAAAAUAGUUGAAAAUGAAAAUUUUACUGUAAUA
Molecule: messenger RNA, 2465 nt
Organism: Macadamia integrifolia
Lineage: Eukaryota; Viridiplantae; Streptophyta; Magnoliopsida; Proteales; Proteaceae
Product: pentatricopeptide repeat-containing protein At4g02750-like
Exons: 3
Coding region: 713-1957 (414 amino acids)
Biological process (GO): RNA modification
Molecular function (GO): zinc ion binding; protein binding; RNA binding
Source: RefSeq, a predicted model, not a curated record